CUUUGCAACCCUCCUUAAGUCUUUCACCUUCCUCACCUCUCAUACCAUUCUCUCAUCCUCGUUUCUUCUUACUCCCGCUAAUUUGGGAAACCAAAGCCAUUCAUUCAUUAGUUCAUCCAUUCUCUCAAUACUGUACCAACCCAAAAGCAUUCAAUAUGUGUUCCUCCAAGUCUAAGCUGCACCAAGGUAUUGAUAUCACCCCAUCUAAGGCUCAGAUCAAUGGCCGUCCAGCCCUUCAGCCCACUUGCAACCGAAUUCCUAGCCUAGAAAGGCAUCAUUCAUUUAAGAAGAUCUCCCCAAAAUCUCCUACUUCUCCACUACCUGCAUCUCCCCCGCCACCAACUACUAUUAUUAAUACUACUAAAACCAAGCCUUCAUUAACUCCUCCAGCCUCUCCCAACUUAAAAUCACCUAGGCAACCAGCACUUAAGAGAGGAAAUGAUCCUAACGGGUUGAAUUCUAGUCUUGAGAAGGUGUUAACACCACGAGGAACCACCAAAUCCUCUAGUUCACCGAAGAAGACAAAAAAAUGCAGUGCUGGAUUAGCACCUUCUUCUGACACUAGUUCAUUGAAUUACUCUUCCUCUUUGAUAGUUGAGGCUCCAGGGAGCAUAGCAGCAGCAAGAAGGGAACAAAUGGCCAUUAUGCAAGUGCAGCGAAAGAUGCGAAUUGCCCACUAUGGAAGAACAAAGUCUGCCAAGUACGAAGAGAAGAUAGGUCCUGUAGAUCCUUUGGUUAUCACCACUCGAGAGGAAAAGAGAUGCAGUUUCAUCACCCCCAAUUCAGAUCCUAGCUAUGUUGAAUACCAUGAUGAAGAAUGGGGUGUCCCGGUCCAUGAUGAUAAGCGGCUGUUCGAACUGCUAGUGAUGACUGGUGCUCAAGUUGGAUCAGACUGGACAACUGUCUUGAAGAAACGUCAGGAAUACAGGGAUGCAUUGUCCGGAUAUGAUGCAGAAAUUGUGGGAAAAUUCAGCGAAAAGAAGAUAACAAGCAUCAGUGCUUAUUAUGGCAUAGAUUUGAGCCAAGUUCGAGGAGUGGUGGACAACUCUAACCGAAUUCUUGAGAUUAAGAGGGAAUUCGGAUCAUUUCACAAGUAUAUCUGGGGAUUUGUGAAUCACAAGCCCAUUACCACCCAGUACAAAUCAUGCCACAAGAUCCCAGUGAAGACCUCGAAAUCAGAGAGCAUCAGCAAAGACAUGGUGAGGAGGGGUUUCAGGUUGGUUGGGCCCACUGUAAUUUAUUCGUUCAUGCAAGCCGCUGGCCUCACCAAUGACCACUUGAUCAGCUGUCCUAGACAUCUUCAAUGCAUCGCGCUGUCAUCACACCAACCCGCCGUAGCCCCGGCUCUAUAGAAUCACAUUCAGCUCAGAAAUUAACAGCACAGCACAAGGAGAACAAAAGGGUAGACAAAUUAAUAAAAUUUAAGCUUAUAUAAUGUGUGAUAUCCUAAUAUUGUAACCGCUUAUGCGCCAUAGGUAGCUAUCUGAUUUUCUAACUAUACAUGAUUUAAUUAGUGGUGGUGACUGGUGUGUAAUCUGAUGUUAUGAGGGUCUUGUGAUGAGUCCAUGAGAUGGAUUGAUCGGAUAGCUAUAGAGAAAAAGAAAAGAGAAAGAAAGAAAGAAAAUAAAAGGGAAAAAAAAAAAAAGGGAAGAAAAGUGCGUGGAUUGUAGGGGAGAAGGGAGACAGAGAGCAUGUGCAGUGGGCGGGCAAUGGCAUGUGUUAGUAUCAAUGACUUUCAUAUGUUGCGAGUCGUGACCACCACAAACCCACGCAGCAAACCUCCAUUAUUUGCUGACCUUUUUAACAGGCUGUGAGAGUGGCACUGGGCCAGCCCUUCCUUUGGAUUGGUUAGGAUUGGAUCAGAAGAGUUUACUUCUACCCAAAGGGAAAAUCAUGAUUCCAUGCUUCUGAGGUCAGGUUGGUGACACGUGCAGCAAUAAAAUAGGAACAAGAAGAAAAAGAUGGUUACCAGUUCAACAAAAAUGCACCAAACCCAACUUCUGAACUUUCUACAAUGAGUCUCUGCAUAAUUUCUCAUGGAUGUGUGAAGUUGUUGGAAUUUUCAGUUUUUCUUUCCUUACUGUAUUUACAACUGUCAUGCAAGUUUGUACCGUUUGCUCGAUAUAUAUAAUAUAUAUGCCUCGUUUUCUA
Vitis vinifera (wine grape) is the source of this 2151-nucleotide messenger RNA. RefSeq lists its product as uncharacterized. The record is from RefSeq and is a predicted model, not a curated record. Gene Ontology annotation, molecular function: DNA-3-methyladenine glycosylase activity. Gene Ontology annotation, biological process: base-excision repair. Lineage: Eukaryota; Viridiplantae; Streptophyta; Magnoliopsida; Vitales; Vitaceae. The transcript has 5 exons. Bases 156 to 1352 code for a protein of 398 amino acids.